CCGCACUGGCUUUACUUGUGUGCUUAAUUAGGGGCCGGGCGAGAGUCACGUUGGCAAAGGGAGAGAAAGACAAAAGGACCUCGUUUUGUUGUUCCCCCCCCACCACACCCCCCACCCGGAUUUUACGAUUUUGGCGCGAAGAUGGCGUUUGUGGAGCCGCCAAGCAAGGAAAACGUGCGACCUGUGAACGGAGCCAGUGACGUGGAGAUGAUCGGGAUCGGGAUUGGUACUCCGCCGAAGGCCGUUGGUGGCGGUAUUCAAGCCUCACCGGAGAAAAGCCGCAGGCUGUCUCGGGCAUCCAAGCUGGAAGCGGAGAAGGAGGUGUUCGUCUCAGCGAUUAAAAAUUACCGGGGAGGCGAUCCUUUGCAGCCAUGGGUGUCGUACUUGAAAUGGCUGAAGGAGAACUACCCCCCCGAUGAAGUAAAGCGUCAGAGGCGCCCUUUUCUGGAGGGAUGUGCUUGGACCUUCAGUGAAGAUGAUCAGUAUCGUGACGACUUUCGGUAUCUACGAGUGUGGGUGCAGUACGCAGCAUGUGAAGAAGAUCCAACGCACAUAUUCAAGUUCUUGGAAGAGAAGAAGAUUGGGCAUGGCUAUGCGCUGUACUACGAAGCCUAUGCGGUUCAUUGCGAGACCAUAUACUUGCACGAACGAGCGAGGGAAAUGUACCAACUGGGGAUAGCUAGAGAAGCUUAUCCCGUGGAAAGGCUGAAGACUAAAGUGGAGGAAUUUAUGGACAGAAUGAAGAUCAGAGUGAGGAGGGAGUUGCGGAGGUUGGAGCACUCGAAAGCAGCCAACGAGGAGUUGCUGCAGUCGUUCGCGGAUUUGAUACCUGAGGUCGUUGCCUCCACCUCUUUCUCCUCCCUCCCCUCCCUCCCCUUCAUGACUGGGCGUAGCAAUAAACACGGGGAGGAAUUCGUGGAACAACUAAACUGCCGUCCUGAUUCACAGCAACAGCAGCAACAGCAGCAACAACAGCAACAGCAGCAACCCUCCUUCUCCUCCUUCUCCUCCCUCUCCUCUUUCUCCUCCCUCCCCUCCCUCCCUUCCAUGACUCGUCGUAGCAAUGAACAAGAGGAGGGAUUUGGGCAACAACUAAACUGCGGUCCUCAUUCACUGCAACAGCAGCAACAACAGCAACAGCAGCAACGGCAGCAACAGCAGCAACGUCAGCAACCCUCCUUCUCCUCCUUCUCCUCCUCCUCUUUCUCCUCCCUCCCCUCCCUACCUUCCAUGACUGGGCGUAGCAAUAAACAAGAGGAGGGAUUUGGGCAACAACUAAACUGCGGUCCUCAUUCACUGCAACAGCAGCAGCAGCAGCAGCAGCAGCAGCAGCAGCAGCAGCAAAGGCAGCAGCAGCAGCAACAUCAGCAACAUCAGCAGGAACAGAAGCGACAGCAGUUGUAUGUACGGCCAUCCAGUGGUCAUAAGAUGAAGCAGAGCACACUGCUGAGUAGUACGGAUAAGGUGGUGUUACAGGUGUUUGAAGAGGCAAGUACGCUGCCAGUAUCACGAAAUGGUGCGCCAGCGUUUGUCAAGCCGGAGGAGAAUGGCAUAGGAGAGAAGAGUGGGAGUAACCUUGCAGGAGCAGGAAGAGGUGGAGAUCAACUGAGGGGAUUCAACGAGGGGUACAAAACCGAUAGACUGAGUGCGAUGGCCCUGGCGGCCAGGAAGGAAAGAUCGCAGGGAUCCGGACAGUCACCGUCGGGAGAAAGGAUGCUUGGAAAGAAGUGGUUGACAUCAACGACAGCUUCUGCUCCGCUGGAGGUGUUUCAGGACUCGCAGAUGAUUGUCGAACAGGAAUUCCGCCCGGAAAGUCACAACGGGGCGAGCUCGAUGAAACAGCCGACCAUGGCCUUUCGACUUCGAGAGAUUGAUGGGGCCGGCCCAAGCGAGAUGGAUACCGGGGGGGAUGCAAGGCCGGGCCGCCGUGAGCUGUCUGAGGAGAUCCAGGAGGUGGAAAGAGACCCACCGAAACACUUCGUCGUGGUUGAAUCUGAUAGAAGCGAUUUGCUGGCAGAGGGGGCGCGAGCAAGGACUGAAGUUCGGUGGGGUCCUGCUUCGUGCCACAGGGACCUGCAGGAGGAGGAAUCGGAAGGAGGAGGAGAGCUAUCAGGUGUGAUACCACCGGGGGGGACACCUGUCCCAUUCGCAGGAGGAGGACAUCAAGAUACCAACGUUGUUGCGGCGGCAGCGGCGCUUGGUCAUCCUCCAUUUCCACCUGCCGCUGUUUCCUCUCCUUCUUCUUUACCCGAUACCUCAUUGCCUACUUCCCCUCGUCCUGCUGUGCCAGCCAGAGGUAAUCUGAUUUCGUCAGAGCCCGUGCUGCGGUCUUCGAUGCCACCACUACCUCCGACAUCGAGUGCUGCAGUAGCAGCCCACGCGCACUCGUUACCUGAGAGUCGCUCGGGAAGUGACGAGGGCUUCAGACAUAGAUGCUGGGGCUGUGACCCGGCAAUUUUCCUCCAGCCGAGAGCCAUCUCCUUCGAAGAAUACGGAUGGAUGGUGAUUCAGCAAAGGUCAGCAGCAGAAGCAGCAGAAGCAGACAAGAGUACUUUGACAGCUGCAGCUUUGCCGGUCGUGGAGAGCGCUCCUCCGCAGUCAUUGGAAGGGAAUUGCAAUGCGUCUUCUCGGUUUCCUCUGCCUCGUUCUGAUACCUCUAGUUCGCGGUCACGGUCGAGCCUCCUCCCCCUGUCUGCUGCCGGAGCUGCGGAUGCGAUCCCAAUGGAGGUUGGAUGGCGAGAGCAGAGAAUGCAGGAGGAUAUGGCGGCGGCGGUCGAAGAUGACGGAGUGGAGAGGGCACCUCCAGGACCCGGGCUCAACGCGAUGAACAGAACGGAUACUGUUGUGGAUUGUGGACCUUCAGCAGCCGCCUGGGAACGGACAGCUGAGGAGGUGAGUCAGCCGACCGUUGACGUCACUCAGUCGAUCACUCAAGCCAUAGAUGCCACGGCAUUCAAGCUGCUUCGCGGGCCGUUGAUGGGGUUGCCAAGGAAGGGGCGAAGAGAUGGGCAUGAUAAUGAUGAUGGAGAUGAUGAUGAAGAAGAUGACAAUGAGGAAGCCGAGGAGGAGGAGGAGGAGGAGGAGGAGGAGGAGGAGGAGGAGGAGGAGGAGGAGGAGAACGACAAGAAUGUGUUUGGUGAUCAGGUUGAUCCAUGUGAGCGAACGGUGUUCACAAGGGAGGCUGUGGACGACAUCCUCUCGAUGUUUUCUGGCGACAUGCCUCACGUGAGAGUGGGGCAGGGGGGGAAGAAGUGUAGGCCUCAAACAAUGGCAGGAGGGGGAGAAAUCUUGAAAUGUGGUUCCGUAGGGGGAGGGGUAUUGGGCCUAGGUGGCCCUCUGACAGUGUUUGUGGACGAAGGGGAGAGUGGAGUUGGUGGGGAAGGUGGGGGAACAAGACCAGCCGUCUUCAGCCAGAAGCCUGGUAGUCAGAGGGAGAAGAUGACCCUCCUCGAGGUAUUCGAGGACGGGCAAAGCCUUGGUGAAGAACGGGAGCCGGGAAGAGGAAGGAGGAUGCGAGGAAGCGAACCUGGGCUCGUUGAAAAGGGAAGUGCAGAAGAGAGAACAGCCGAACGGAUCUAUGGAAGACGUGCUGGGUUGUCGUUGCAAGCUGGUGGCUCUGCCAGCCAGCUGUCAGCAGCAGCUCGUCCUCUUUGCUCAGAGAGUGGGUCUGGUGGUGAUAGAGCAAAUCUGGCCUCCGCUUGUGGUCGGUCAGGAAGCGGCGGCUUUGCUGGUGCUAGAUCGAAUUUCGGACUCGGCGGAGGUGAGCUGGCCGUGUAUGGCGACGAGAACGAGAUGGGAGAGAGGGAGGUGCAGCAGAUGCGUAAGAGGAAAGAAUCGCGACAUUUCGGGGACGGAGAGGACAAAGACCGUUCGUGGAAGAUCUCUACAUCGAACUUGGGAAAUCGGGACACCAGCCGUGCUCGGCCUGAGACGCUACUUGUCUAUGAUGACGGCGACUCAAGGAUGGAUGAGAGUGUCUUACCUGCAGCAGACGGAGACGAAGGGCGAGGGCUAGGAGGGCGGUUCCCGUCAACGUGUCUCUCUAUUUAUCCAGGAGAAGGAUUGGAUCAAGCAAACAUUGAUGGCGAUGGCUGUUCAGCUGGGAUAGACAAGCGAGGGGAUGGAAGACACAUGGACAUGCAAGGAGGAGGAGGAGGAGGAGAAUCCCGGCAGCUGGGGGGGAUUCUCGCCAAUCAUCAGGAGGAAAUGGAUCUGGAUAAAACUGGAGACGGUCACUCUUGUGACAUGGGUACAGAAACCGAGAGAGAAGUAUCGACUGAAGAGAAAGGAGGCAGUGGAGGAGGAAGAGGAGGGGGGCGACGAUUCAUAGGUCUGCCCCCCCGAGAACAAGAGACACUUUUGGAGGAGAAGACCAGUGAUGCGCGAGUGAAUGGGAUGUUAAAGAUGGACCAGGAGAAAGUCGUGCAGUUGGGAAAGGGAGGGCGACAGCCACUGGGCCUCUCCAUUCAUCCGGAGGAGGAGGAGGAGGAUGAGGAGGAGGAGAAUCGCGCCCCGGGGAGUGUUGGUGCUGUGGCAUUUCGGCAGGAUGGGAAGAAGGGAUUGGCAGCAGUGAGAGACUCAACCGGGUUGCAGGAGUUGCACAAAGGGAGAGAGGAGAACAGUGUGGGUGACAUCAAGGGGCUUUGCGUCGCUGAUGGGUCUGUAGUCUCGAUGGCAGACAUGGACGAUGAAAGGACGGCAAGGGAUGCCAUGAUGGAGGAGGAUGAAGAUCUACGGAGCGUCGAGCGAGGCAGCAAAGGUUUUCCCUCUGACAAGUCCGGUGAACACGUAAGAGAGGAAUGGGGGGUGCAGCAGGAGCGUGUUUCACCCCAUGGAGAAAGCAGGGAGUCGCUUAGUAUUGAAGCGGAAGGCGAGGAGCAAGUGGGGGAGGAGAGGAGCAGCGCUCAAGGUGUGUCUAAGGUUCCCCUUCCCCCCUCCGGGCAAUCACCAAGGCAAGGCGAAACAGCAGCUGCUAGAGGGGCCCGCUUGCUCAAGGAAGAAGAGGUGGUCAGCGAGAUGAGGGAAAGUGUAUCGAAGCUCUCUCUCAUGCUAGAGGAUGAAGGCGACAAUGUGUCGAGAAGCAGCCUCCCAGACACAGACGGCGUCGAAUGUCCCUUGGAUGGUGGGACGGGACCACCACCUAGGGAUGGGAGCGCGAUUAGGACCGCUGGUGGUGUUGCCCCAACCCAACUGUUGUAUGUGAAAGAAGAGGAAGAGGACUCCCGUUCAAAAAACCUUGUCCCCGCUGGUAACUUUGACGAGCAGCAGAAGGGGAUGGACGGGUGUGAACAAGCAAUGCAGAGGGAUCCCGAUCCUGUGAUUGGGACUCAGUUGGUCGACCCAUGGGAGGACUCACUGCGCGAGUCCUUGGAGGAGAUGGCCUUGACUUCUCUCCUCCAUUCCCCGGGCUUGGUCGAUCUUCGCAGAGAACGCUUUCCGCAUGCCAGAAAUCUGCAUGACAUUGAGAAACGGAGAAUCAGGAAGGCCACGUUGACACUGGACCGAAGCACGUUCACAGUUCGAGAAUGUGUUGGCACCGGAGCAUGGGGCAGUAUCUUCUAUGCGACUCCUAGUUUGGAAGAUGGAGACGAGGGGAAGGAUGAGCGGAUGGAGGAGGAGGAUGAAGGAGGGUAUCAGCAUGCUCGGGCUGAGAGAAGUCCUUGCUUGGCCUUGAAGUAUCAGAAACCUGCCUGUCCUUGGGAGUUUUAUCUCUAUUCCCAACUCGACCUUCGGAUACCUCCAGAGGAGAGGCAAUCGUUUGGUUCUGCAUCGAGUUUGUGGCUUUUCUCCGACUGCAGUGUGAUGAGCUGUGAGUACCUUGCUUACGGCACCCUGCAGGACGCUCUCAACCUCGAUCUUGAGGCCAAUCGGCGAUGGAGAGAGCCUAUGUGUCUAUUCUACACCAUCGAGUUACUGCGUAUGAUUGAGAUUUUGCACGCAAAUGGCUUCAUCCAUGCGGAUCUUAAGCCGGACAAUUUGCUCAUGAGAGUUCACCGCGAUGAGUGGACCAAGUGGCAGCCAGGUCGGCCUGCAGAAUGGAAGAAAAGAGGGUUGUGUCUCAUAGACUGGGGGCGAAGCAUUGACCUGGCUGUGUUCCCGGAGGGGGUGCAGUUUCAGGGGGACUGCAUGACCGAGUCGUUCCGCUGCAGUGAGAUGGUGGAACGGAGGUCGUGGAAGUACCAAACAGAUGCGUUCAACCUCUGCGGAGUGGCACAUUGCAUGCUGAUGGGGACGUACAUGGAGGUGGAGAAGAGGGGGAAGGGUGGCCGCUAUGCUCCCAAAGAGGUCUUGCGGCGAAGAGGAUGGAAUCAUGCGUUGUGGAGCGAGUUUUUCGAAACUUUGCUUAACAUGGAGGAUGGAUGCCAACGGGCACCCACGGCUGGCCUAGCCAGAGUCCGACAGGAGAUGGAAGCAUACCUUCUAAGUGACCGUGCCUUCCUCAAGGAUCUGGAAUUGUCGCUGCAGUUCCAGUACACGGGAUUGGCCCAGAAGUUUUCCCGACAUCCACGAGGCGGGCGACAUUGAGCAAUUCAUGCACAUGCCUGCCUCCAUCACUCCACGACAAGCUGGCACCGCACUGCAGUGCUGUUCUCAUGACUGUUUACGCAUUGCGUCGCUGUUCGCAUUAC
This is a messenger RNA of Chara braunii, 6629 nucleotides long. NCBI's taxonomy places the organism in Eukaryota, Viridiplantae, Streptophyta, Charophyceae, Charales, Characeae. The record is from the annotation of a GenBank genome assembly.